AUGACGGGCUUAGUGUGCAGCCAAUAUACAACUGAAAUUAAAGCAGAUUUUCUCUACGAGUCAGUAGAACACAUGCAUAGUCUUCAUACGGAAAUUAAACAGCCCAAUGGCUAUGAAUUUGAUAUGGUCGAUUUAUUGGGCUUGGGAGAUAAUCACCAUGAACGCUUAAAGAGGCAACCAUCAUUACGAAAUUCAGCUUCGAAGUUUCUGUUGGAAGUUUAUAAUGAUAUAAGUGAGAAUGAAGCAGAAUUGGGUCAUGUGCGUGAACAUUUGGCUCAGGGGAGACGCCAAAGAAGAGCUUUGAGAGAAGAAAACUUUAUAACGAAAUUCGAUCGCAUGGAAAUUGAAAAGUGUAAUAAUAUUAUAACAUUUUCGAGUAAAAAAACUUUAAACUCCAAUAGCCAACUUAUUGCAGAUAUACCCAUUGCUAGUGAUAUGCUGAUUGGCUUCAAUACAAAUGAUGUACCCCGUGACUUGCAACUUGUACAUUCCGGCCUGAGAAUCUAUCAACAACCCAGCUUGGGAAAGUAUGUGCAAAACACUGACACCCAAAAGGCCACCAUUUCUGUGUAUCAAAGAGUGAUGUAUCGCAAAGAAUACACGGGGGCUUUGAGAAUUCUAACCUCAAUUAAUACCACAACCACCUACAAAGGUUGGCUGGAAUUUAAUAUGACACGUAUAUUAAAUCGCUGGCUAACACAGAAAUCUUCCCAACCUGGACGUAUUAAUGAAUUGUUGGUGGGUGUCACUUUAGAUAUGGAUAAUGCUGCACAUGAGACAAAAACUGUGGAAAUCUUAGCCAGUGAUUUGGGUUUGGUUAAACCGGAUUUCUCCGACGAAAUGAUCGAUUUGCAGCCAUUUAUUAUAGGCUACUUUAACGGACCCGAAUUGAUGGCCAAAAUUCAGACAUUACGUUUUAAACGUGACGUUAUAAAACGUAAACGUAAGGCCGAUUUUUAUAUGCCGCCUCCGCCACCCAUACAAGAAAUCUAUAAGCUGCCCAAAAACUGCGAACGUUUGAAUUUCACUUUGGACUUUAAGGACCUACAUAUGCACAAUUGGGUGAUAGCUCCCAAAAAAUUCGAAGCAUAUUUUUGUGGCGGUGAAUGCAAUUUCCCUUUGGGUUCAAAAAUGAAUGCCACCAAUCAUGCCAUAGUGCAAACGUUAAUGCAUUUGAAACAGCCCAACUUACCGAAACCCUGUUGUGUACCCACUGUAUUGGGUUCCAUAUCGAUAUUGCAUUAUCUGAACGAAGACAGUGUUAAUUUAAGUAAAUAUCCUCAAAGUGUGGCCAAGGAGUGUGGUUGUCAUUAG
Molecule: messenger RNA, 1314 nt
Organism: Calliphora vicina (urban bluebottle blowfly)
Lineage: Eukaryota; Metazoa; Arthropoda; Insecta; Diptera; Calliphoridae
Product: protein screw-like
Exons: 2
Coding region: 1-1314 (437 amino acids)
Cellular component (GO): extracellular region
Molecular function (GO): cytokine activity; growth factor activity
Source: RefSeq, a predicted model, not a curated record